GGAACGGGAGCCUUCACUAGACUGGGAUCUUUGAAGCCGGCUGUGGUACAGUUUUGUGCAAGUUCUCGAGUGGCAGCGAAUAGCGGGAAUAGCCAUCACUACCAAGGGCACAAUCGUGAGACACCAUGAAAGGUUAUUUGCUUCUGCUGCUAAUCAGCAGUGUCUUUGCUGAUGAGGAUGAUAAGAAAGAAAGUGUUGGUACUGUAGUUGGGAUUGAUCUUGGUACAACUUACUCUUGUGUUGGUGUCUACAAAAAUGGACGUGUGGAAAUUAUUGCCAAUGACCAGGGAAACAGAAUCACUCCAUCAUAUGUGGCCUUCACAACUGAUGGUGAACGUCUGAUAGGUGAUGCUGCGAAGAACCAGCUCACCUCUAACCCAGAGAACACUGUUUUUGAUGCCAAGCGGCUUAUUGGGCGAACCUGGAAUGACCCAGCAGUACAGCAAGAUGUCAAAUACCUACCUUUUAAGGUAAUUGAAAAGAAGAACAAGCCUCAUGUCCAACUUGAUAUUUCUGGUGAGGUCAAGACUUUUGCUCCAGAGGAGAUAUCUGCCAUGGUAUUGACUAAGAUGAAAGAAACUGCUGAGGCUUACCUUGGCAAGAAGGUCACACAUGCUGUGGUAACAGUACCUGCUUACUUCAAUGAUGCUCAACGUCAGGCUACAAAGGAUGCUGGCACUAUUGCUGGUUUGAAUGUCAUGAGGAUCAUCAAUGAGCCAACUGCGGCUGCAAUUGCCUACGGGCUGGACAAGCGAGAGGGUGAAAAGAACAUUCUGGUGUUUGACCUUGGUGGCGGUACUUUUGAUGUGUCACUGCUUACUAUUGACAAUGGGGUUUUUGAAGUGGUUGCUACAAAUGGUGACACUCAUCUAGGUGGUGAAGACUUCGACCAGCGUGUGAUGGAACAUUUUGUCAAGUUGUACAAGAAGAAAACUGGAAAAGAUGUUCGAAAGGAUAACAGAGCCGUCCAGAAACUUCGCCGUGAAGUUGAAAAGGCCAAACGCGGUUUGUCUUCCCAACAUCAAGCUAGAAUUGAAAUUGAAUCUUUCUUUGAGGGUGAAGAUUUCUCUGAAACCUUAACACGUGCAAAAUUUGAGGAACUGAAUAUGGACCUCUUCCGAUCAACCAUGAAGCCUGUGCAGAAAGUGAUGGAAGAUGCUGAUCUGAAGAAAACUGAAAUUGAUGAAAUUGUACUUGUGGGUGGCUCCACUCGCAUUCCUAAAAUUCAGCAGCUGGUAAAGGAGUUCUUCAAUGGCAAGGAACCAUCUCGUGGAAUCAACCCUGAUGAGGCUGUGGCAUAUGGUGCAGCAGUACAGGCUGGUGUCCUCUCGGGAGAGGAAGAUACUGGUGAUCUUGUUCUCUUGGAUGUUUGUCCUUUGACUCUUGGAAUUGAAACUGUUGGUGGUGUCAUGACCAAGCUAAUACCACGUAAUACUGUGGUUCCAACUAAAAAGUCUCAGAUCUUCUCAACUGCUUCUGACAACCAACCGACUGUAACAAUCAAGGUCUACGAAGGUGAACGACCACUGACCAAAGAUAACCACCUGCUUGGUACCUUUGACUUAACUGGUAUUCCUCCAGCACCUCGUGGUGUUCCUCAAAUUGAAGUCACGUUUGAAAUAGAUGUAAAUGGCAUCCUACGUGUUACAGCUGAAGACAAAGGCACUGGAAAUAAAAACAAGAUCACUAUUACAAAUGACCAGAACCGUCUGACCCCAGAGGAAAUUGAGAGAAUGGUGAAUGAUGCAGAGAAAUUUGCUGAAGAGGAUCUAAAACUUAAAGAACGUAUUGAUGCCAGAAAUGAUCUGGAGAGCUAUGCCUAUUCUCUGAAGAACCAGAUUGGUGAUAAAGAAAAACUUGGUGGUAAGCUAUCAACCGAGGACAAAGAAACUAUUGAGAAAGCUGUGGAGGAAAAGAUUGAGUGGCUUGAAAGUCAUCAAGAUUCUGACAUUGAAGAAUUCAAAGCUAAGAAGAAGGAACUUGAAGAAAUUGUUCAGCCAAUUGUAAGUAAGCUGUAUGGAAGUGCAGGUGGACCUCCUCCAGAAGAGGAAGAGGAGACUGAAAAGGAUGAGUUGUAAUCUAAGGACUUCAAUUUUGUAAAUAUUGGACUGUUUGAGAAAGAUUUCUGAAUGAUAAGGACUUAAUUCUUGAAUGUAUGUGCACAAUUUUCACUUGAGUGGACUGAAAAUUCUCAAAGGCUCAUACUUUCUAAUGCAGUUUCAGCAUGAGUUAGCCAGAGGGAGAGCUUGAUUGGGAAAUUGAGUUGUCAAGGCUGAGUACAAUGUUCUCCAGUAUCCAUUUUUCUAUUUAUUUGGAAUCCCUUUGUUUGGUCUGUCAAAGUGUAGAAUGUUUUCUACUGUAUUGACCAAUAAAUGUUUUGUUUGAUACAAACAUUACCUUGUCUAGAGGGUGUAGAUGUCUUUGGGAAAGAAUGCUAUUAUUGAACUGUAUCUUUCAGAGUCUUGACUUCAUUGGAGUUUCAAAAUUAAGUAAAAAUAACUUUUUUUUGAUUUCAGAUUAUUUUGACAUGCAUCUUGAAUGCACCAAGUGUUUUGGAUUGUGUACCAUGCCACAACUUAAUCAAAUCAGUGGCAAUUUUUUGUGACUUUAAAUGCUGAUUUUAAACUCCUAGGAAAGUAAGGUUCUGUUGUGUGCAUCAAGUAGAAUGAACAGACAGCAUGCAUGCAUGCAUACAUACAUACAUACAUACAUACAUACAUACAUACAUGGCAGACUUGGCUAUUCAGUUAAACUUGCUCUGACCAACCUUACGUUGUUUUCCCCUGUCUAAGUAUGCAUCAGGCUUUGAUUAAGUUAUUUCUGCACCUGCUCAAAAGCAAUAAGAAAUGCCAAACACUUCCUUUUAUCAUAUUUUGGCAACUGAGAAAAGGAAUAUUUCUUGCCUCCCCCUCCCUCCCAUUUAAGCCUGCAGAAGAAACUAAUGGACUGACUCACCCAGAAAAUUGAUUGAUUAACCCAGUCCAGCAUAUGUUCCAUUCACAAGCUGUCAUAGCAGUUGCUACAUUUUGGAUGGUUACAACAGCUUCCAACAAAUGCUGCAACUAACUAGAGUAGAUGACAAUUGUUUUUUUUGGGUUGAACACAUGUUUAAUCUUUGCAUAUUAAGUAACAGGUGCUAUUUCUCAGGUGAAGGUUCACCUGAUUCCAGCAUUAACAUGCAUAAAUGGUCACACUCUAAUCAUGAGGUUCAAUGUGAAUUCAGGGAUAAAUUUCACUAAUCCUAGGAGAGAAAUACUUUUGAUCUUUACAGAUGAAAAGAACAAACCUUCCUCUGGAAGAAGAGCUCUCAUCAUUCUUGGUAUUGAGGUUGACUAAAUCCACAUCCACAGACUGGCAUGUUUGUUCCAGUAUAAAUAAGGCUUACUGUGGCUAUUGAAAAGGCACAUGAACAAAAUUGUAGGAUGUACAUUUUCAAGCAACUUUUAUAUUCCAAGUUCAAUUGAUUUCAACUUUAUUUUUUUAAAGAUGUACAAUUCUGUAAGAAACAAACAUUGAAAUUUCAAUAAAAUACCUGUACUACCCC
Molecule: messenger RNA, 3544 nt
Organism: Hemiscyllium ocellatum (epaulette shark)
Lineage: Eukaryota; Metazoa; Chordata; Chondrichthyes; Orectolobiformes; Hemiscylliidae
Gene: hspa5
Product: heat shock protein 5
Exons: 10
Coding region: 126-2078 (650 amino acids)
Biological process (GO): cellular response to unfolded protein; endoplasmic reticulum unfolded protein response; protein refolding
Cellular component (GO): membrane; endoplasmic reticulum chaperone complex; nucleus
Molecular function (GO): ATP-dependent protein folding chaperone; heat shock protein binding; ATP binding
Source: RefSeq, a predicted model, not a curated record